AUGGGCCAGUCUCAGUCCAAAGGCGGAGACCGCUCCGGCGAUCCUCUGCAAUCAUAUCCAUCGUUUUCACGCACCGAUACCAAAGAAUCCAUCCGAUCUCUCAAAGGCUCCAUCAGAUCCAAGAUUCCGGGAUCCCGAGGUAACGACAAGAACAAUGAUAGUCCGAGGAAUUCGACGGCAGGCUUCGGCGAGGAUCGAUCCGACGAAGCUUCUGUGCGGUCUACAAGCAGUUUGAAGCAACAACCUGUCGCUCAACAGUCUACUGUCUCAAAUGAUCCAAUUCCUUCUCGCACCGGAACUCCUGAACCCCCACCAUCUCCCUCACAAUCUACCUCAUUGAAUCGAGGCCACAAGGAUGUGGAUGCUGCUCAACAGAGUGGCGAAGUUGAUCUAGUAUCGGAUGCACCACCCUCUGUGCCACCUGUCACACCGCAGGCUCCUGGAGAAUCCAUAUUGGUGAGGCCUGAGAAUCAAAUUAACCCUAUUAUUUUAGACAUUCUCGCAUCCGCGGGGUCCGAUACGAGCACUUCACCUGGGAUGGGAAUGGGAGCGCUCAAGACCAUUGAUUUGGAUGACAUGAUUUCUCGAUUGUUGGAUGCUGGCUAUUCGACCAAAAUUACCAAAGCUGUUUGUCUGAAGAAUGCAGAAAUCAUUGCGAUUUGUACCGCGGCACGUGAAUUGCUCCUCUCUCAACCAGCUUUGCUAGAGUUGUCGGCGCCGGUCAAGAUUGUGGGCGAUGUUCACGGUCAAUAUACCGAUCUCAUCCGACUAUUUGAAAUGUGCGGAUUUCCUCCAGCGGCAAAUUAUUUGUUUCUAGGCGACUAUGUCGAUCGAGGAAAACAGAGUCUCGAGACCAUUCUUUUGUUGCUGUGCUAUAAGCUGAAAUACCCUGAGAAUUUCUUCCUUCUCCGUGGAAACCACGAAUGCGCAAAUGUGACUCGUGUUUACGGAUUUUACGAUGAAUGCAAACGCAGAUGUAAUAUCAAGAUCUGGAAAACGUUUGUUGACACAUUCAACUGUUUACCCAUCGCUGCGAUUGUUGCCGGAAAGAUAUUCUGUGUUCAUGGUGGUCUUUCGCCCAGUCUUUCUCACAUGGAUGAUAUUCGAGGCAUUGCACGACCAACAGACGUGCCGGACUAUGGUUUAUUAAACGACUUGCUGUGGAGCGAUCCUGCAGAUAUGGAGGAAGAUUGGGAGCCUAACGAGCGUGGAGUGAGUUAUUGUUUUGGCAAGAAGGUCAUUAUGGACUUUUUACAACGACACGAUUUCGAUCUUGUUUGCCGAGCACAUAUGGUCGUGGAGGAUGGAUAUGAAUUCUUCCAGGACCGGAUUCUGGUUACUGUUUUUUCUGCUCCAAAUUACUGCGGCGAAUUUGAUAACUGGGGUGCCAUAAUGUCAGUAUCUGCGGAGCUGCUUUGCAGUUUUGAGUUACUCAAGCCUCUAGACUCGAGUGCUUUGAAGAAUCACAUCAAGAAGGGACGGAACAAGCGAAACAGCAUGCUCAACAGUCCUCCUGCCGUUGUUUCUGCGCAAAGUUAUUAA
Talaromyces marneffei is the source of this 1542-nucleotide messenger RNA. RefSeq lists its product as uncharacterized. Gene Ontology annotation, cellular component: nucleus; cytoplasm. The coding region runs from base 1 to 1542 and encodes 513 amino acids. The record is from RefSeq and is a predicted model, not a curated record. The transcript is spliced from 3 exons. Lineage: Eukaryota; Fungi; Ascomycota; Eurotiomycetes; Eurotiales; Trichocomaceae. Gene Ontology annotation, molecular function: protein serine/threonine phosphatase activity.